Messenger RNA from Sceloporus undulatus (fence lizard), 521 nucleotides. Its product is annotated as SH3 domain-binding glutamic acid-rich-like protein 3. NCBI's taxonomy places the organism in Eukaryota, Metazoa, Chordata, Lepidosauria, Squamata, Phrynosomatidae. The transcript has 3 exons. Bases 12 to 416 code for a protein of 134 amino acids. Gene Ontology annotation, cellular component: cytoplasm. The record is from RefSeq and is a predicted model, not a curated record.
AUUGCGUUGUUAUGGCAACCGCCAAGAGAGUGGCUCGGGCGGGCGGAUUUAGUGGGAAAAGAGAGAUGGUGGGGGGCCCUGGCAGAGAUAAUAGAGGGAUGGAGGCCAUUAGAGUCUAUUAUACCAGUGUCACAGGGUCUAGAGAGGUGAAGCAGCAGCAGUCUGAAGUCUUCCGCAUUCUGGAUGGAAAGCGCAUGAAGUACCAGCUGGUGGAUGUGUCCCUCAGCGAAAGUUUGCUCCAGGAGAUGAGAAGCAAAGCCGGCAAACCGGGUGCAAUCCCGCCUCAGAUAUUUAAUGGAGAGGAGUACUGUGGGGAUUUUGAAAUGCUACACGAAGCGACCGAGAAUGAAGAGGUCCCCAAAUUCCUAAAAAUUGGAAGCGGAGACCAUAUGGCAAGAGGAGAGAAUAUGAUCUGACAAUAUGGAUUUACACGGUUUUCAGAUGAGACUAAAAUGUUUAUAUGUGUUCUUGACACAGAUAAAAUGUAUCAGUUGUAUGUGUGGAAAAUACAAAAGAGAGGU